Molecule: messenger RNA, 2380 nt
Organism: Closterium sp. NIES-67
Lineage: Eukaryota; Viridiplantae; Streptophyta; Zygnematophyceae; Desmidiales; Closteriaceae
Source: the annotation of a GenBank genome assembly
CAUGUGCAGCGGGAGGCGACGCCAAGUCCCAGUCCUCUCGUAAGUAGACAGCUCGUUUUUUAGGCGCCUCAACGAUAUUCGUAAGCUGAGAAUGGAGGUAACGGUAACCUCGUGUUUCGCUCCCUCCUCAGGGCCCGCAAUGCGCGGCGUUUGCGCGCCUAUGCCCGCUAUUCACGCAUCUGUCACUAAAUCCGCAGCCUUUUCGCAAGCCUCUACACUAUCACCUUCACAGCGCUCGAUAAAGUCGCGAACUCCCCCCUCGGCGCUAAGCUGCUCGUUACCAUCACAAUCGCGACCGUCACCGCGCCUUCUUACAGUCACGCGCGCCUCCUCCGCUCCGCUUCUCUCCUCCGCGUAUUCCCUCUUUUUUUUCCCCUUUCCCCCGCAUCUUUCCGCCCAAGGCCUGUUUCCCCAGCGCAAUGCCUCCCCCGGCCUUCCGCGCGGACCCCAUCCCCGAGCGCCGCCAGGCCUCCGCCAGCCCCUGGCUCCACGCCCCCGCCGACUCCAAAUAUCCGCCGCUGGGCGCAGCAAGGCCGCCCCGCGGGUGGUUCGGCGGAAGAUCUCCCCCGCGCACAUGCGCCGGCUGCAGAAGCGCCCGGGCGGCAUUCACCGGACGAAUCUGUACCGCCGCGGCCGGCGCGGCGGACGGCAGCUCAGCCAGGACGAGCUGACGUCACGGCUGCUGCAGAGCCCGCAACUGGCGGCGGGAAAUGCGGCGGGCUGGCCGCUGCUUAGCGCGUGUUUGUCGCCGCUGCCCCUGGCGCGCGAAGAUAGGGAAUGGAUCUGGGCGAACGGCGAUGAGAUUAAGGAGGGUCUAGGGCUUUUGAUGGCGGAAGGCGGGGAUGGGUGGGAGGCCGUUGGGCAGGGUUCAGGGUUUUGGGCGGGGGAGGAGGGGGAAGGGGAAGAGGAGGAAUGGGGAUCUGGGGAUGAGUACGAGGAAGAGGAGGAGGAGGGGGAGGAAGAUGGAGAGGAAGAGGAAGAAGAGGAAGAGGGGCUAACUCAAAGAUUCGGUGAAUUGAGUCAAAGAUUCGCGAGCAGAGGUUCGGGGUUUAGGUACGGGAGGGAAGGUGGAGCUGGGGAGAUGGAAGGAGAGGAGGUGAGAGGAGAGGAGGGGGAAGAUUCGUUCAACCCAGCCAGCAAGCUGGACGAGCUGCUGUACCUCUCAUACAUGCACAGGGACCAGCCGGACAAGUCGCGGUUUCUCAAAGUGGCGGGGUCGCGGCUAGCGUUCCUGGGAGGGUUCGUGCUGGAGCUGGCUCUGGCGGAGAUGCUGCUGCAGUGCUACCCCAGAGAACCAGUUGCAUCGCUAAGAGAGCGGGCUAAAGAGCUCGGAAACAAGCGACGCUUCCCUCCGCUGCUCUCUCAAGCUGGCUUGGACCGGCUGGUGUUCCCAGGGGCUCUGCUCAUGCGCGCCCCCUCCAACCUGCGACAGCUGGCUGCCAAGAGCGUCUUCACCUCGCUCAUUGCCUCGGCAUACCUAACACGGGGAAUGCCCGAGGUGUAUCGGCUGCUGUUCGAGGUCUUUGGAUUGGACCCCGACCAUCCUGACAUGCGCCCCAAGAUCGAGCGUGUGCGCGACGAGGAUUUCCUGCAUGCUGAGCUGGACGGCAACCCGCUGACGUGGCGCGACGUGGCGUGCUACCAGUCCCCCCCCGACUCCCUCUUCCCCAACUUUCGUCUCUUCCACGCCUGCGUGCCGCCCGGAAUGUCGCGAUUCCGCGGCUCUGAUUGGAUGCACCGGUCGCUAGAGGCGGCACUGAGGGCGUUGGCCUGGCCGAGACCAGCGGAAGCGGGGAUGUCCCCAGAGGCGAAGCAGAGGAGAAACGAGGACAUGGUUAUGGCGCUGCAGCUAUGUUUCCUGCACCCGUCACUGCAUCGUGCGGAGCACCCUCGCUUCUGCUACGACCGCCUCGAGUACCUCGGGCAGAAGAUCCAGGAUCUGAUCUUAGCGGAGAAUCUCCUCCAAUCGCAUCUCGACGCUCCGAUCCUCUGGCUUGCCGACCGCCACACCAAGCUGCUUCGGAACCGAACCUGCGGCCGGUACCUCCGAGCCUCGGGCCUUCAUGAGCAUGUGGAGCUUUCAGACGAGGUGAAGCAGUAUUUCUACGCGAAUAAAAAGUUUCAGAAUUUAGUUUCGGGGGCGGUGUUCCAGGCUCUUCACGGGGCUGCGUAUAUCGUGUACGGGAAGCCGGAGGUGCGGCGGCUUAUGUUUGGGAUCUUUGAGAUUGACGGUGGCACAAUGCACACCACGUAACGUGGCAGUUGCACACAUUUUACAUAGUUAAUACAUGGAGAUGUAGUACGGUAUUUGUUUUAGUAUGAGUGUUUGGUUGGUUUGGAGGCGUUCUUGCGUCCGUUGUAACAAGAGAAGAGUAUGACU